Messenger RNA from Onychomys torridus (southern grasshopper mouse), 5834 nucleotides. It is a transcript of the gene Marf1, whose product is annotated as meiosis regulator and mRNA stability factor 1. The transcript is spliced from 27 exons. The record is from RefSeq and is a predicted model, not a curated record. Gene Ontology annotation, cellular component: cytoplasm; peroxisome. Gene Ontology annotation, biological process: post-transcriptional gene silencing. Gene Ontology annotation, molecular function: RNA nuclease activity; CCR4-NOT complex binding; mRNA base-pairing post-transcriptional repressor activity. Lineage: Eukaryota; Metazoa; Chordata; Mammalia; Rodentia; Cricetidae. The coding region runs from base 131 to 5344 and encodes 1737 amino acids.
CGGGAAUCAAAACAAAGGGCCUGGGGGGGGGGGGGGAGACGGUGGGGUCGGAAUGUGAGCGAAGAAGGACCUGGAGGCUGAGGGUGGAAGAAAGAUGAAAGAAUGUUGAACCACAUUGUCUGGCUAUGUGAUGGAAGGGAACGGAACUGAGAACCCUUGCAGUAGAACACUUAGAUGGCUUCACCAAGAUAAUGAUGCUAAGCCGUGGCUUUGGAAGUUCUCUGGUUGCUUUUCUCAUUCUGAGCAGACAUUGCCUCUUAGUCCCCAAACGGAAGAGUACAUGGAGAAUAAGAAAGCUGCUGUGGAGUUAAAGGAUAUACCAUCACCUCUUCAUGUUGACUCUGAACUUUUCCCAGCAGUCCCACUUCCUGAUAGUCAUUCUCUUCAGCAACCAAAAGUACAGCUCUCAGCUGUUCCCAGAGUAAGCUGCUGUGUUCAUUGUCCUAAUGAACCCUCCACUUCGCCCAUGCGUUUUGGUAGUGGUGGUGGCGGCAGUAGUGGAGGUUCUGGGAGCUUGAUUCACACGGGCUCACUCUUAGACUCACCAAGCACCAGGACAGUCACGUGUCAAGUAGGGUCGGGGUUUGCUUUCCAGUCUGUAUCUUCACCGCAGAAUGUCUCUGCUAGGAGCAGCUUGGUGGGCCUUGCGAGUGGCUUUCCAAGCAUGUGUGUAGAGAGUGACGUACCUUCCUGCAAGCACCUACCGUGUUGUGGGAAGCUCCAUUUCCAGUCAUGUCAUAGUAACAUGCACAAGCUGCAUCAGUUCCCCACUCUCCAGGGCUGCACCUCUGCUGGCUAUUUCCCCUGUUCUGAUUUCCCAAGUGGGGCUUGUGGGCGUUUGGAAGAUCAUCUUUCCCAGUCAGAGCUUACACCUCACUUGUGCACCAACUCUCUUCACCUAAAUGUGACACCACCGGUUUGUUUAAAGGGCUCACUUUACUGUGAAGACUGUCUAAACAAGCCAGCAAGAAAUAGUAUAAUUGAUGAUGCUAAAAUCUGGCCAAAUGUACUACCUCCAAGUACUCAGCCUGCACCUCGAGCUAUCCCUCUGUGUAAUGGCUGUGGAACAAAAGGGAUGGAGAAGGAGACUUCGUUGUUGGCAACCAGUCUAGGCCAUGCUGCUUCGAAAUUUGGGUCACCAGAAGUUGCAGUCACCGGACAGGUACUGGAGGCUCUUCCCCCAAUUGGUGUUUUCUGGGAUAUUGAAAAUUGCUCAGUCCCCUCUGGCCGGUCAGCAACGACUGUUGUACAGAGAAUCCGUGAGAGGUUUUUUAGAGGACACAGAGAAGCAGAGUUUAUCUGUGUGUGCGACAUCAGUAAAGAAAACAAGGAAGUUAUUCAAGAACUAAAUAAUUGCCAGGUAACUGUUGCUCAUAUAAACGCUACUGCAAAGAAUGCUGCUGAUGAUAAACUCCGUCAGAGCCUUCGAAGGUUUGCAAAUACGCACACUGCUCCAGCUACUGUGGUUCUUGUGUCAACUGAUGUCAAUUUUGCAUUGGAACUCAGUGACCUGAGGCACAGGCAUGGUUUUCACAUCAUUUUGGUGCACAAAAACCAAGCCUCUGAAGCCUUGCUGCACCAUGCUAACGAGCUGAUCAGAUUUGAAGAGUUCAUUUCUGAUUUACCCCCCAGGUUACCACUGAAGAUCCCUUGCCACACUCUACUCUACGUUUAUAACCUACCAGCAAAUAAAGAUGGCAAGAGCAUCAGCAACAGGCUUAGGCGCCUGUCUGAUAACUGUGGUGGCAAAGUGCUGAGUAUCACAGGCUGCAGUGCAAUUCUCCGCUUCAUAAACCAAGACAGUGCAGAGCGGGCCCAGAAGCGAAUGGAAAAUGAAGAUGUCUUUGGUAACAGGAUCAUUGUGUCGUUAACUCCAAAGCAUAGAGAAUUGCUUGAAGCCAAGAAUUCAAAUGCAAUUGCCGAUAAAGUGAAGUCACCGAAAAAAGUUAACACAAAGUUGUGCCUCAUCAAAGACACAAGUGAACAGUCACCCAGUGCCAAAGCCAUGCCUGGAAAAGGGUUGCAGGCAAAUUCUGGAUCUGCUACAAAAAACAUAAACAUUAAAAGUUUACAGGAAUUGUGCCGAAUGGAGUCAAAGACUGGCAGCAGAAACAGUGAGCACCAGCAAGGCCAUGGGAGGCUGGCAGCACUACCUAACGGUAGCCUAAGUACUUCAGUGCCCACGCUGAAGAACACAGGCUUGAUGGAGCCACUUUACAGAAGCAGUCAGAAAAAAGAGAACCUCAGUUCCUGGAGUGUUGCCAGCUCUCCUGUAGAGAAGAAGGAGAGAGAGGAGACUGUCUUCCAAGUGAGCUAUCCAUCUGCAUUCAGCAAGCUGAUCGCCUCAAGGCAAGUAAGCCCUCUGCUCACCUCACAGUCUUGGUCUCCGAGGAGUAUGUCUCCAAACCUUUUAAACAGAGCCUUGCCACUUGCUUUCAACGUUGCCAAUCCCAGUAGCAGUGAUAACUGCCCAGACCCAUUUGCAAAUGGUGUUGACAUCCAAGUCAGCAACGUGGACUACAGGCUGUCCCGGAAGGAGCUGCAGCAGCUUCUCCAGGAGGCCUUUUCCAGGCAUGGCCAGGUCAAGAGUGUUGAGCUCAGUCCCCAUACCGAUUACCAGCUCAAGGCCAUUGUGCAGAUGGGAAACCUGCAAGAAGCAAUCUGUGCAGUGACCAGCCUCCAGAGGCACAAGAUUGGCAGCAAGAAGAUUCUGGUCUCACUCUCCACAGGAGCUGCCAGCAAGUCACUAUCUUUACUAAGUGCAGAAACAAUCUCUAUUCUUCAGGAUGCUCCUGCCUGUUGUUUGCCUCUCUUUAAAUUUAUAGACAUCUAUGAAAAGAGGUAUGGACACAAGUUAAAUGUGUCUGAUUUAUAUAAAUUAACAGACACGAUUGCAAUCCGUGAACAGGGAAUCGGGCCGCUGGUGCGUCUCUUACCCAGCAGCCAAGCCCGCCAGAGCCCCCUAGGCUCUUCCCAGUCACAUGAUGGCUCCUCCACGAACUGCAGCCCAGUUCUGUUUGAAGAGUUGGAGUAUCAUGAACCUGUCUGCAGGCAGCACUGCUCUAAUAAGAACUUCAGUGAACAUGAAUUUGAUCCAGACUCUUACAAGAUUCCCUUUGUGGUCCUCUCUUUGAAAGUGUUUGCACCUCAAGUUCAUAGUCUUCUCCAGACCCAUGAGGGCACUGUGCCUUUGCUCAGCUUUCCAGAUUGCUAUGCUGCGGAGUUUGGUGACCUAGAAAUAAUGCAAGACAGCCCCAGGGGUGUCCCUUUAGAGCACUUCAUCACCUGCAUUCCAGGAGUGAACAUUGCCACUGCCCAGAAUGGUGUCAAAGUAGUGAAGUGGAUUCACAACAAGCCCCCACCUCCCAACACUGACCCUUGGCUUCUGCGUUCUAAAAGUCCUGUGGGUAAUCCCCAGCUGAUCCAGUUCAGCAGAGAAGUCAUUGAUUUACUGAAGAACCAACCAUCUUGUUUACUACCAAUUAGCAAUUUCAUCCCUUCAUACCAUCACCAUUUUGCAAAGCAGUGCCGGGUUUCAGAUUAUGGAUAUUCCAAGCUGAUUGAGCUACUAGAAGCAGUGCCUCAUGUGUUACAGAUUCUUGGAAUGGGUUCCAAGCGUCUGCUGACCCUUACUCAUAGGGCCCAAGUGAAACGUUUUACUCAGAAUUUACUAAAACUUCUCAAGUCCCAGGCCAGCAAGCAGGUCGUUGUGAAAGAAUUCUCACAGGCUUAUCAUUGGUGUUUCUCAAAGGACUGGGAUGUCACAGAAUAUGGUGUCUGUGAGUUGAUGGAUAUCAUAUCAGAGAUCCCAGACACAGCCAUCUGCUUGUCCCAACAAGAUGACGAUGUGGUCAUUUGUAUCCGCAAAAGAGAACGAACUCAGGAUGAGAUAGAAAGGACAAAGCAGUUCUCCAAGGAUGUUGUGGACUUGCUGCGCCACCAGCCCCACUUCCGGAUGCCGUUUAACAAGUUCAUUCCCUGUUACCACCACCACUUUGGCCGGCAGUGCAAACUCGCAUACUACGGAUUUACCAAGCUGGUGGAACUUUUGGAAGCCAUACCUGAGAUUUUACAAGUGUUGGAAUGUGGAGAAGAGAAAAUCCUGACUUUGACUGAAGUGGAGCGAUUCAAAGCUCUAGCUGCCCAGUUUGUUAAGCUUCUGCGGUCCCAAAAAGAUAACUGCCUUAUGAUGACAGAUCUGCUUACAGAAUAUGCUAAAACUUUUGGUUAUACAUUUCGUCUCCAAGACUACAAUGUCAGCUCAGUCUCUGCUUUGACACAAAAACUCUGCCAUGUUGUAAAGGUUGCUGAUCUGAAGUCUGGCAAACAGAUCCAGCUGAUCAACAAGAAGUCUCUGCGGUCUCUCACCGCCCAGUUGCUGGUGUUGUUGAUGUCUUGGGAAGAAGAUACCUAUCUUUCUGUUGAUGAGCUCAGGAGACAUUAUGAAACCACCCACAGUACUCCUCUUAACCCCUGUGAAUAUGGAUUCAUUACCUUGACUGAGCUACUGAAGAGUCUGCCUUACUUAGUGGAGGUGUUUACAAAUGAUAAGGCAGAAGAGUGUGUGAAGCUCACAAGCCUAUACUUGUUUGCAAAGAAUGUACGGUCUUUGCUUCACACCUAUCACUACCAGCAGAUUUUCCUUCAUGAAUUUUCCGUGGCCUAUACCAAGUAUGUUGGAGAAACACUGCAGCCCAAAACAUAUGGCUACAGUAGUGUGGAGGAGCUAUUGGGAGCCAUCCCACAGGUCGUCUGGAUAAAGGGACAUGGUUAUAAGAGAAUUGUAGUGUUAAAAAAUGACAUGAAAAACCAGCUGAGCUCCCUUGGCCUGUUCCCUGCCAGUCAUGAAGACCAGCCUGCAGUUAGCAGACAGAUCCUGGAGGUCUCGGAAUCUCGAAUAGCAUCAGAACUCCAGCUCAGAACAGGGCCCAGCCAGAUGGAGCAGGAACUCCUGCACCUGACCAACAGCUCCCCUGUUGACCUCCUCUGUGCUCCUGUCCCUUCAUGCCUGCCAUCCCCUCAGCUAAGACCAGAUCCUGUCAUUCUGCAAUCCACGGAUCUCAUUCAGUUUGAGGAAUACCCUCAAGAGCCUCUGGGAAUUGUAGUUUUAAACCAAGAAGAAAAAAUUGAAAUUCCAGAACCAGUGAAGGAGGGGGGGACACUGCCCUGUGACUCCUGCUCACCUUGCAGCCCAGCAUCUGCUCCUGCUCCUCCCAGUCCCUCCUUGGAAGCCCCCUCAACACUGUUCAGCAAGGACACAGUGGAAAGCCCAGCCAAAAAGCAGCCCAAAAAAAGAGUCAGAUUGGCAGCCAACUUUUCUUUCGCACCUAUAACUAAGCUUUAACUCCCAUUUAAACACAGAAUUAAGUCAGGAUGAGGGAAGAAAAACUGACUCUAUACACAAAAAUGGGCUUAAAAACCUCAUUUUCUGUCUUGGCCCCAGAAGCCAUUUUUAUAGAUGGUCCAUAGGGCAAUGUUCCUUUUGAACUUUCAGAUGAACUUUUUUUUCCCCUUUAUUUCUCUCAGUAAUUCAAAAGAACUCUGGCCUUCAUUAAGGAAUCCAUAAUAUAUUUACCAAAUGUUUCUAAACUAUUAUGAAAUGUGGGUGGGAGGGAGUAAGCAGCAAUUGAUCACUCAGCAGGAAGUGGCUUAACUACCAUUGAGCAAUCUGUCUUUUGCUUAAGCAAAUGUUGUUGUAGUUGUUGGAAAAGCCAAGCAUGUCUGUGAGCCUGUGGGUCACACACUGGGGAAUGAGUGAGCGGUAGGAGGGCCAUUUUCAGACUGACAUAGGAAGGUUCCUGGUUUCCAGGUGACUUGGUGUGCCUUUUUUUUUU